Molecule: messenger RNA, 6435 nt
Organism: Myotis brandtii (Brandt's bat)
Lineage: Eukaryota; Metazoa; Chordata; Mammalia; Chiroptera; Vespertilionidae
Exons: 2
Coding region: 3325-4362 (345 amino acids)
Source: RefSeq, a predicted model, not a curated record
AUGAGGAACUGUAAAGGGCCAGAAGGUUGAGAACCACUGGUCUACAGGAAUCCGAUUCCCCCGACUGGUCUUCGCGAGACCGGUCACCAACCCACCCACCCCAGGUCCUUCGCUCCAGAUGAGGCCACCUCGUCUCCUCCCGACUGAGCCGGCAUUGGCGGCUGCCCAGAGAAGCCUUCCCGUCCAGCCUGUCACACUUCCCAUUCCAACCCCCCACAAAUGCUCCUCCAGGGACACCCCUUUCUAGAAAUCCACAGAUGGCUUUGCUGUGAAAGGGGUCUUCCCUGCCUCCCCAACCUCAGGGCCUGAGCUCCGAGAAGGCAGCCAGCCAGCAUUCUCUUGACGUCUUGGUGACAUGCCCAGUGUAUGAAAGCUCACAUUCUCACUUACAUUCCCUCACUGUCUCCUCCCAGGAACCUUAGGAGGCAGGUACUCCUGUACCCAUUUUACAGAUAGGGGGUGUGGGGGGACUCAGAGAAAUUCUGUUUGGCGAAAGUUGAACUCAAGCCCAAGGUUCACCAUGCUUUUAUUCCUCUGACCGUCGACUGAGAGCACUGGUUCUUUCACCCGAGAUAGAGCACAAAAGCAUGCACACAGCUCCUAGGUGUUUAACUAAACCCUCUAUCAUGGUCAAACGGCUGAUAUUUGGGCAUUUUUGUCUACAACAUAAUCUAAUACAGUAGUUCCCAACUGCAGGCGAUGUGAUCCCCAGCCCAGGAGAUACUUGGCAAUGUCCGGAGACAUUUUUGCUUGCUGCAGCCAGGUGGAGGGGUUGCUUUUGGUGGAUGGAGCCAGGGAUGUUGCUAAAUAUCCUAUGAUCUACGAGACAGCUCCCCCCCGCCCCAGCAAAGAGUUAUCCUGGCCCCAGAUGUCAACAGUACCAAGGCUGAGAAAUUCUCCUCUAAUCCCAACCCACUUAAACCCAUGACAGUCCUAUGAGGCAGGCACUGUUAUGUCCAUUUUAUAGAUGAGGAGCCUGAGGCCCAGGGAGGUUCAUGGCUUGUCUGAGGCCACACAGUUGGUAGAUGGCAGAGGUAGGGGUCCAAGCAGGGGACUGUGCUCCAGAGUCCAUGCUCUUAGCCAUUAUCCUAUGGGCCUACCCCUGUGCCCACUCACAAGUUCAUGCUCAGGGAACUGGUGCAGGGAACUGCCUGGUGACCACUGCGCCUGCUCUGUCAGCGUGCGCUCAGCCACUGGUGUGAAUGUGAGAGACUGAAUCCCCUCGGUGCCUCCAGGUCAAGCCCACGAGGGUUACGUGGGUCCGGAUCUGUCACUGAACUCUGCCUGGGAGCUGCUGGGGGUGGGAUGGGCACCGAGGGGCUGCCCCGUCCCACGAUCCCUCCAGUGCUCAGAACACACAGGCCCUGGGUGCUGGUGGUCUCCGGGCGGAUCCCAAGGGUUUGCAGUAGGACAGAGCCUCUCCAGGGGCGCCUGGCAUGCGUUAUUCACUUACUGGUGGGAAUUAAUAAAAAGCCAGACCUCAUCUCAUUGGUGUCUCACCCAAGGGCCUCCCGUUUGGUCUGAUGGGCUAUUUGUUUUCCCUCCUUGUCUUCUUUUAAGUGGCGAGCAGCCGGAGGGGUAGGUGGUCACUAGGAGCUCUGCCGUCAGAAGGGGUCUGUGGGGGGGGACGGAGCUUGGGAGCCCUGCCUUCGGGAGGGGAGCACUCUGGUGAUUGUGUGCAGCCAGCAGUGCAGAUGGUUCUCAUUCACCUGGCCUCCCUUCCUAACCCUCUCCUCCUGAGACAGCUGCUGGGGGAGACACCGCCAGGCGCUGCGCGAAGUGCUGUCCGUGGGCAGUGUUCGGUUAUGCCGUGGGGAGCAGGGCCCCCCACUUCCUCAGUGCUAGGUGGCGCCUCUCCGGCUUCACCGGGAACCGUGCUCAGGAGUGCCGCUGUGUGCCUCCACCCAGGGUGGCCUUCUGUGCCCAGCGCCUUCUCGCUUUGGGGUGGAGGACCCCUGAGUGUUGGGCCAGUCUUUCAACCCAGGCCUCGCUCUAGGUCUGUCUUUCAGGCCUCGUCCAUUGGAGCCUCAGUUCAUUCCCUGUGGGUCUUCCCCCUUCAUCUCCUCUCUGCUUUGUGGUGAGAACUGGCCCCUGCUUAGAGUCCCCUGACUUCGCUGCUCAGGAAGAGCUGGACCCGUCAAACCCAGCCUGGCUUCGCCGCUGAUCUUGAAUUUGCAGGAGCCUUAUGUUAACACGGCUCUCGCACCGGCACGCAGUCAGACUGUAAUGUGUCCCGAGUGAUCGCAUCUGACAAGCUCAGUGCUGCCUGGUGGGGUCCGUUCUGAAGAUAACAAUAUGGUAAAUGUAUCGUAGCGGCGUAUUUUACUCCUUCUGUUGUCUUUUCUUUAUAUUAGUCCUAUCUUGACCUACAUAUUGAUCCUAAAGGGUCCUUAGGUCUGCAGUUGUAGAGACCCAGAAUUGGCUUGACAAAUUUAGGAGGGUUACAAUAGGCUUAUCAUGUCCUGAAGUCUGAGAAUUGGAGGAUCGGAACUGAAAAGGAUGCUAAAGGUAACCUAAUCUAGCCAGUGCAGUGGAGGAUUAAUGGUAAACCUGGGUUUCUGGAGACAGAGUCUUGUCUCUGCCUUGUGUGAGCCACGUGGACAGCGACUCGGUUUCUUCAUCUGUGAAAUGGGGCAGCUCACUUACUCCACAAGAUGCUGUUGAGAAUUAAGUGACUUAGAAUAGCACCCAGUACACAACAUUCAGUAGAAGUCGCUUAAAACCAGGUAUACUACAAUUCACAGGGAGUGGGGAAAGGGUUUGGUCCCUUUCCCACGUGUCUUUGCCCAACCUCCUCUCUUCGUGCCCAUAGAGCUAGCGUGGAACUUCAGGUGUAAGCGAGUUGUUCCUUCUCUCCCCCAGCUUUACUGAGGCAUCAUUGACAAAUAGAAAGGGUGUGUAUUUAAGGUGUACAAUGUGCUGUGUUGAUAGAUGUGUACCUGGUGAAGUGAUGGCCACAAUCCCGCUAGUUAGCACAUCCAUCCCCUCCUAGCGUUCCUUCUGUGUGUGAGACAGCACUGAAGUUCUGCUCUCAGCAAACCCACAGUAUACAACCCGCACUGGUAGCCAGAGUCCCCAUGCCGGGCCUCAGCUCCCCAGCAUCCUUUCAUCCUGCAAAGCUGAAACUUUGUACCCAUUUCCCCCACCUCCCAGCCACCAGUGACCACCAUUCUACUCUCUGCCUCGAAGAGUUUGACUUUUUUUGAUUCCACAUCAGAGUGAGACCGUGCAGUGUUUCUUUCUUUGUCUGUCUUAUUUGACUUAGCAUGCCUUCCAGGUUCAUCCUGUUGUUACAAGGGACAAGAUGUCCUUUUUAAAAGCUGAAUGCUAUUCCAUUGUGCGUGUGUGUGUGUGUGUGUGUGUGUGUGUGUGUGUGUGUGUGUGAGAUUCUACAAGGUCCUGGGCUCCCACCUCGGUAGUGUCUACACAAGGUUGCAAGAAGUUCGCUUCCCUUGGAGUGAAGGGACACAGUGUGAGGAAGAUGUUUCUGAGUCUGAGGGCAUCUAUCAGUAUUUCUCUGGUGCCCACGGAAGACCACUGUGCUGCACGCAAGUUCAUUUACAGACCAAGCAGCUAGUGCCCGACUGGGACCAGGCGCAUGGCCUUCCUCUCACAGACUGCUGUCUGGCUGGGGAGGCAGAGCCUGAGAGUGGAGCCGGUCCCUGCACACGGCUAAUGGGACCCAGACCACAAAGAGUCCCAGGCAGAGGGAGGAAGGGACGCUGUGUUCUGGGGAGGGGGUGUCAGAGGCUGGAGCAGGAGCUUCAAAGGGAGACCCUGCUAUUGCUCAUCCCAUCAGACAAACCGCCAAAGGAAGGAAGCCCCCGGGGUCCAAGCAUUCCAGUUGCCCAGCGGAUCUGUCUGUCUAUCCUGCCAGAGUCAGGACCUGCACAGCUUCCCCAUGGGACACGCUGGGACAUACUGUCCCCACGUGCUGGCCCUGCAGCUGGCCUGAGAGCAUGUCUCUACAGCACCAGCGGCAGCCCCUGGCAAAGCAGACUGCUUUCCCAUGGUCCUGAUAGGAGAGGCGGUCCCCAUAGAUUACAGCGGCCACUUCUGGAAACUUCCACCUUUGCACCGCAGCCCCGUGGCUCAGCUCCCCCUAAUCUCCAAGUUUGGGUUUGCAAUGAGCUCCCUCAACAUUCCAACAGCACCCCCACCCCCAUCACCACCAUGCACCGUGGGUCUCUGCACACUGGAGAUGUGUCCCAGAUGCCAUCCAGAGGCUCUGGAGUGAGCAUAUGGGAGAGGGUCUGCCUGUCUUUCAUCUGGGUGAGAGGGGUUUUAUUUGCGGGGGUGGGGGGGAAGAGUAGGGGGGGAUGGCCAGGGGGGACUUUGAGAAUGAAGAGAGAGGCCCAAUAAAUAGGGUGACUUGACUUUUCAGGUUCUCCAAGUUCCCGUAGGCCUGCUUUAAGGGAGCCCUUGCUCCCCCAAUCUCUGGGUAGAUGCUAAUCUGCUAGAAUAAAGCGCCCAGGGACUCCUGCCAAAGCCCAUGCAGGCGGGCCUCCCGGCCUCUCCCCCUUCCCUCCUACAAAGAUGUUUUUGUUACACUCUUUGCAGGAUGUUGCAAGUCAAGAGUUACACUGCUGCACGGCAAACCCACAAACUCCAGUGAACCUCUCUGUUCCCUGGGGGGAUAGAUACAAAUGGGGGGGCGGGGCAGAAUGGGCGGCAAUGAUGCACCCUGCUGCUGAUCCAUCUCUCUGGCAGGAGAGUUGGGGGGUCAUGUAAAGAACACACGGACUGGGAAAGAAUCCGACACCUCGGCGAGGGGACCGGAGCUGCUUUUCAUUAACGCCCGCCCCUGAGUAAAUCAUUUCCCUUCGGGUCCCUCAGAAGUAAAGGAGCCACGUGGUGCCCUAAUGCCCAGCACCUGGUUAGGAGCCUGGGCGGAGGCUGGCGCAUGGACCGCAGAGGACCAGCGUCCUGGGAGUGGGGUGGGUGGCUCUGAAGCUGAUGGGCGAGCAAAUGUUAUUUGGCCUCCAAACACCUCCCCCCCAGUGGCUGGUCUGACACCCCAGAGGAGAAAUAGGACAUCUGCCCAGAGGAAGGGCCCCUGGCCGUGCAUCCGGGCCCUGAAGGAAGGAGGGGAGCCGGGCAAACCUAGGAGCCACGGCCUCCCACCCUCCCCUGGCACAGAGAGUCUCCGUGUGCAGGAAGGCGGCAGGGCGGGCAGGGGGUGUGUUCCUAAGCCUCCGCCCUGUCUGACCUGCCUGGAGCUGCGCAGUGGGUUUCUGGGUUGUUGUUGCUCUUCUCGGUCCCCCCUCCGCCCACUGUUCUCUCUGGCCGUCGGAAGACAUAAGCGGGUCCCAUGACCGCGCUCGGGCAGCCAAGGGCAGCUGGCCAGGCCUGACUCUGGACAUUACAUAACCAGGAGGCUGUGGAUGUUUCCAAAUCAAAGCAGCAGGUUCUACCCCCCACUUAAGAGUGAGGCCCGCGGGUCUGCCUCGGGGAUGGACAGGUGCCUCCCGGGGCUGUGCACCCGCCCUCACUGCUGGGGAUGCAGACGUGAGCAGGGAGUAAAGGGGCUGGCAGUUCCCGGGGACCUGAGUGCACCCAUCUUGAACUUCUGAUUCGUCACCCUGUGUCUCCUCUCCCCGCCGGCCUGCGGUUCCUAAACGCAGGGGCCCUGCUUUCCCAGGGGCCUCCACGGCUCCUGGCCUCCAGCGCUACCCACAGGGAGGUGCUUACAGAGGUGGCUGAUGGGCCAGCUGCCACAUUAUCCAGCUCCUGAAGCAGCUCCUGUUUAGAAGGAACGUGGCCAGUGUCCCAGCAUCUGGAAAGGCCUCAGCCAUAGGGCCCUUCGGGGUGCGGAGCCCACCCCACGCUGUUAACACAGGGCAAAACCCAGGCCCGGGCGAGGGAGGGCUCCAAGGUCAGCGAGCUCCUCAGGAGUGGAACUGAGCCCAGGAAGCAGGUUCCCUAGGCUUUGAAUCUUUUCCUUAAGGCGGCUCCUUAGUGUGCGCACAGUGGGACCAUGCUCGGGACAACGCUUAGCUGUAUGAAAAAGCCCAGCAAAUGAUGCUAACUAGCUGGGGCGCAAGAAGACAAGGAAAACUGGGAAAAUAGGUCAGAGGGUAGAGUUCCUGUCCCCCGAUGAGGUUUCUGUGACCAGCACAAGCUCAAUGUAAAGCGUUGAGGAAGAAACCUCAGUUGCAACGUCAGUGGCUGCAGAAGACCCGUGGGCAUGGUUGAAACGCAAAGUCAGGGCUUGAAAGAGCCGUGAGACAGUCUGGCCCAACCCCCUCAUUGUACAGAUGGGGAGACCGAGGCCCAGCGACGGCUCCCAGGGAGCUGGCCGAGGUCUCAUGGUUACCAGGUAACGAGGCUGUCUGAUGUCUGGAUCCAAAGCCCAGACUCAGAGGAACCCCACCUGCUCAGGCUCUGGGAUGAAGCAGCCACCGUCCCCGCCCCCCUUUCCGCCCAUCCCCUGCU